Rhododendron vialii is the source of this 1404-nucleotide messenger RNA. RefSeq lists its product as uncharacterized. The transcript has 2 exons. The record is from RefSeq and is a predicted model, not a curated record. The coding region runs from base 28 to 1323 and encodes 431 amino acids. NCBI's taxonomy places the organism in Eukaryota, Viridiplantae, Streptophyta, Magnoliopsida, Ericales, Ericaceae.
AGAGCAUCCACAGUGGAAUAAGCAAAAAUGAAUAAGCAAAGUUUGCCACAUCAGAUUUUGCUUAUUCAUUUAGAGGUUGCUAAAGUUAGCAAUCUCAAGUUCCACAGUGGUUAUUUUUUGCCCAUAAUCAAAACUAUUUCCCUCCAAACUUUUUCCCUUCAAUUUUUCAUUCCAAAUUGUCCCGCCUUCCAUCCCCUCCAAUUUUUUUCCCGCAGAAUAUUCAGUCCCCUCCCUUUAUCCUUCGCUUCACGCCUACUGCCAUUUUCACCCAUUCCUUCUUCUUUCAUCCUUUCAAUGGAAAAUCACUUUUCUCAAUCCUAUGAAACUAUGGAAUCAGAAACCCAAAUGGAAUCACAAUCUGCAACCCAAAUGGAAUCAGAAAAUCAAAGGAAAACAAGGAAAACGAACUACUCUCAAUAUGAAGAUGAAGUGCUAGUAAAAUCUUGGCUACAUAUUUCUGGAGAUGCAGUGGUCGGAAGGGAUCAAAAGUCUACGAAGUUAUGGAUGCGAGUUCUAGAGAGUUUUCAUCAAAUUUUGGGUAGAAUAACAGAGAGAAAUGCUCAAGGCAUGCAAAAUAGGUGGCAAGCUAUUUCGCAUGAUGUCUCCAAGUUUUGUGGGUAUUACAACAAGAUCGGACGAUUGAAUCCAAGCGGAUGGAAUGAUCAAAUGAUACUUGAUGAGGCUAAAAAACAAUAUGGUGAAAUUGAGGGUCCAUUACAAGCAAAACCAGUGCAAUUUUGUAAGUUCAAGUUUGAGCAUUGCUGGAAGCUUUUAAAGGACAGUCCGAAGUGGAACGACCAUGUUCUCAUGCGGAACACAUCCAAGGGAUGCAAAAAACCUUCAAACCCACAAAGCCAAGUCAUUGGUUUGGAUGAUGGCACUCCACCAUCUACUUCAUCAACUCAAUGUUCGAUUCUCCUUGAUGAGUUCAAGUCACAGGAUGAUGAACACGACCAAGUCCGACCGGCUGAAGGAAGACGGAAAAUCAAAGCAAAAAGAAAGAACGAAUGGAGAGAUGAGGAGUCAACUUCGUUCUUGAAAAGCAUCAAUGAAACACUUGCACAAACUGCAAUGAUUGAGAAGGAGAAAUUGGAGGUCAAGAAGAAUUCUGAGAAGGAGAAAUGGGAGGCCAAGAAGAGAAGAAAUGAACAAAAAAUAAUGCGUGAAGAAAUGAAAGUGACGAGGAAAUCUAUGGUGGGACUCACACCCGAACAAGCAGCUUAUUGGAAGCUACAACAAUCACUCAUUGUUGAGCGCUACAAGGCAAAUGGUUUCUUGACGGAUCUCGAGACCAAUGAAAAUAAUUAUGGUUUUAACUUCUAGUUGGGGGUGGAUUUGAAUAUGUUUUUUGCUGCGCAAGUGAAGAUUAAAGCAGUAAUGUUUGGAUUAUGUUAUUUUGUUAUU